Messenger RNA from Ziziphus jujuba (common jujube), 1224 nucleotides. RefSeq names its product BAHD acyltransferase At5g47980. The transcript is spliced from 2 exons. Lineage: Eukaryota; Viridiplantae; Streptophyta; Magnoliopsida; Rosales; Rhamnaceae. The coding region runs from base 1 to 1224 and encodes 407 amino acids. The record is from RefSeq and is a predicted model, not a curated record.
AUGGAAAUGAAGAUCGAUAUCAUUGGAAAAGAAACCAUAAAACCAUCAUCUCCAACUCCUCAUCACCUUCAAAGCUUCAGUCUUUCUCUAUUAGAUCAGCUUGCUCCUUCUAUAUAUAACUCCCUCGUAUUUUUCUACCCAAACAACAACAUUAUCGAUAUCACAAGUACCUCUUAUAAACAUAAAUCCCAACACCUCAAGAAAUCUCUAUCCCAAACCUUGACUCGCUUCUACCCACUUGCGGGAAGAUUCAAGGAUAACAAGUCCAUUGCAUGUCAUGAUGAUGGAGUUCACUACAUCGAAGCUCGAUGCCAUGGCCUUCUCUCAAGCUUUCUACAACAACCUGAAGCCGAGGCACUGAAACGAUUUCUUCCGGUUGAGACUCAUCCAAUUCGUGCAGAAACAUUUACAGGUCCUCUACUUGUUGUUCAAGCCAGUUUCUUCGACUGCGGUGGAUUGGCAAUAGGCUUCUCUAUAACACACAAGUUGGCCGACGGAGGUACGCUGCGCAUGUUCAUCAAGGGUUGGGCUGCAACGGCUCUUGGACAUGGAGAAAAAGUUGUACCGGAAUUCAAAGCAGCCUCUUAUUUCCCACCAAGCGAUGAUCUCUCAAUCAACUUUCCUGCCGUGGAGUUUAAGAAAGUGAAUUGCGUUUCCAAGAGGUUUGUGUUCGAUGCAUCGAAUCUCGCAUCUCUUAAGGCCAAAGCUUCGAGUUUAAGCGUUGAAAACCCAAGCCGGGUUGAAGUAGUGACGGCAUUGAUCUGGCGAUGUGCAAUAUCUGCAAGAAGAUCGAACUCCGAAUUUCCAUUAUUGAACUGGGUUUUGACUCACUCCUUGAACUUGAGGAAGAAGGUUGAACCGCCAUUAAAAGGAGCUAGAGAACUAGGAGAAAUCCAAGCAAAAAGAUUUCAAGGGAAUGAUGGACGACAAGUCGUUUUGGAGUCUUACAAAGAGGGCGGACAGAUGAUUAGAAGAGAUGAUAUAAACCUGUUGAUCUGCACCAGUUUAUGCAACUUUCAAUUAUAUGAUGUUGAUUUUGGUUGGGGAAGGCCUAUCUGGGUGACUCUUCCCAGCGGGUCUAUAAAGAACGUAGUGUCGUUAAUGGAUACAAGAGAAGGUGAUGGAGUGGAAGCUUGGGUGAGUUUGAGCCAAAACGACAUGGGAUUAUUCGAACAUGAUCCUCAACUUCUUGCAUUUGGGUCGCCAAAUCCAAGUGUCUUUUAG